AAAGUAUGCUAAGCUAACGCAGCUCAGUGUGAAAUGUAGUAAACUUGCACGGUUGUACAUACAUUACUAAGGAAUGAUGUUAUUUUCGAAAGAAACACCAUGGAGGCGACUGGAAGGCAUGACGUUUGGCAUGUUCUCGCCCGAAGAGAUAAGAAAAUUGAGCAUCAAAGGUAUCACCAAUCCUCUGCUCCUGGACAACGUUGGUAAUGCGGCUCCUAACGGACUCUACGAUCUGUCCCUGGGUCCAGCAGACCUGAAAGAAAUCUGCACAACAUGCAUGCAAGACUUCAACACUUGCCCCGGACACUUUGGUCACAUUGAUCUGCACCUGCCAGUCUACAACCCUUUUCUGUUUGAUAAACUGUACAUGCUUAUCCGGGGUUCCUGCCUGUCGUGCCACACGCUGACGUGUCCAAGGGCCGCCAUUCACCUGCUUGUCUGCCAGCUGAAAUUAUUAGACGUAGGAGCGAUGAAAGAAGUCUGUGAACUUCAGGUUGUUCUUAAUCAGUUUUUAGACGACUGUCCUCAGGCGUCAGGAACAGAAAUCCAAGAAGCUUUGGAGGAAUUUUGUUCUCCUAUCAUCAAAGCCAACCAAGCCAAUCAGGGCUGUGCACCAAUUAAAAAUAUUUGCGAGAUGAAAAGCAGCCUCAUCGGUGAAUUCUGGAGGGUCCACAUGGGGUCAAGAAAAUGUCCCAACUGCAAGGCGAGCAAAUCACAAGUACGCCGAGAGCACAACAGCAAACUAAUCGUCACACGCGCCAAACCCAAAGAUGGUGCAGAGGAGAAAGAAGAUGACGUUUACAUGGGAAAACGAGGUUAUCUAACUCCAAGUCUGGGUCGAGAUCAUAUCAUUAAGCUUUGGGAGAAAGAAGGUUUCUUUUUAAAGCACUUGUUCUCAGGCCUGGCGGUGAACUGUCCCAAAGGUUUCAGUCCGGACAUGUUCUUUUUAGAAAUACUAAUGGUGCCUCCUUGCAGGUAUAGGCCGAUUAAUCGAUUAGGGGAUCAGAUGUUCACUAACGGACAGACGGUGAACCUGCAGGCGGUUAUCAAAGACAACAUCAUUAUUCAGAAACUGUUAGCCCUGAUUGCUGCCGAAAAGGCGAAGGAAAUAGAGGGUACUCCGACAGAGCCGGAGGAGCCAGUUCAGACAGAAGAGACCGGAGUGACAGACCUGACGUUUUUAGCCGGCCUGGUCGGAGUCACUCUUACAGAUAAGCUCUAUAACACCUGGAUUCGCUUGCAGAGUCACGUCAACAUUGUAUUCGACAGCGAUAUGGACAAACUGAUGACUGAAAAGUUUCCUGGCAUUCGUCAGCUUUUGGAGAAGAAGGAGGGUUUGUUUAGAAAGCACAUGAUGGGAAAGCGUGUGGACUUUGCAGCUCGAUCCGUCAUCUGCCCUGACAUGUACAUCGGAACCAACGAGAUCGGAAUACCCAUGGUGUUUGCCACUAAGCUGACGUACCCGCAGCCUGUGACUCCGUGGAACGUGAAGGAGUUACGCCAGGCUGUCCUGAACGGGCCCGACGUCCACCCAGGAGCCUCUAUGGUCAUCAACGAGGACGGCUCACGGACCAUCCUCAGCCGGACCAACUUAACCCAGAGAGAAGCCAUCGCUAAGCAGCUCCUAACGCCCAGCACAGGCCAGCACCGCAUGCCCAUGAAGAUUGUAAAUCGACACAUCAAAAACGGAGACGUGCUUCUUCUGAACCGCCAGCCGACGCUGCACAGGCCGUCCAUCCAGGCUCACUGCGCUCGCAUCCUACCUGGAGAGAAGGUGCUCCGGCUGCAUUAUGCUAACUGCAAAGCCUACAACGCUGACUUCGACGGCGACGAGAUGAACGCGCACUUUCCUCAGAGCGAGCUGGCACGUGCCGAGGCUUACACACUCGUGAGCACGGAUCAGCAGUACCUCGUACCCAAAGACGGGAAGCCCUUGGCUGGACUGAUCCAGGACCACAUGGUGUCGGGCACCAGCAUGACCAUCCGUGGCUGCUUUUUCACACGGGAUCAGUACAUGGAGCUGGUCUAUAGAGGUCUUACUGAUAAAAAGGGCAGGGUCAAGCUGCUCCCCCCUGCUCUUAUUAAACCGCAGAGGCUUUGGGCUGGCAAACAGGUUGUAUCCACACUAUUACUGAAUGUGAUUCCGGAGAAGCACAUCCCUCUGAACCUGACCGGAAAGGCCAAGAUCCCCAGUAAGGCCUGGGAGAAGGAGCCUCCUCGAUCUGUUCCGGGCUAUAAGCCUGAAACCAUGUGUGAAUCUCAGGUGGUUAUUCGUCACGGCGAGCUGCUGGUGGGAGUGCUGGAUAAAGCCCAUUAUGGAAGUUCAGCGUAUGGACUGGUGCACUGCUGCUAUGAACUGUAUGGAGGACAGACCAGUGGCAAGCUGCUCAGCUGUCUGGCUCGACUCUUCACCGCCUACCUGCAGCUCUAUCGCGGUUUUACCAUGGGUGUGGAAGACAUUCUGGUGAAACCUGGAGCUAACAAACGGCGGAAGAAGAUCAUCAACGAGUCGGUUAACUGUGGACACAAGGCACUCGGGGCCGCCUUUAACCUGCCCGCUGCAGCCGGGGAGAGUGAAGGUCGAGACCUGUGGCAGAACGCCCAUCUGAACGUAGACCAGCGCGACUACAACAUGGUGGACCUCAAAUUCAAAGAAGAGGUCAAUCAGGUCAACAACAACAUCAACAAGGUGUGCAUGCCAUUAGGUCUCCAUCGUUCAUUUCCAGAGAAUAAUCUCCAGCUGAUGGUGCAGUCAGGAGCUAAAGGUUCCACCGUCAAUACAAUGCAGAUUUCAUGUUUGUUGGGCCAGAUCGAAUUGGAGGGCCGUCGUCCUCCGCUAAUGCCUUCUGGGAAAUCUCUGCCGUGUUUCCAACCGUAUGACCCGCAGCCUCGUUCUGGAGGCUUCGUGACCGGCAGGUUCUUGACUGGGAUCAAACCUCCUGAGUUCUUUUUUCAUUGUAUGGCUGGUCGUGAAGGUUUGGUGGACACUGCUGUUAAAACAAGUCGUUCUGGCUACCUGCAGAGAUGUGUGAUAAAGCAUCUGGAAGGCCUGGUGGUGCAGUAUGACCUGACUGUGAGGGACAGCGAUGGCAGCGUGGUGCAGUUCCUCUACGGUGAGGACGGCCUGGACAUUCCCAAAACUCAGUUCCUACAGUCUCGCCAGUUCCCUUUCAUCAAAGAGAACUACGAGGUUAUCAGAAAGUCCCAGUGCUUGGACGAAGUUCUGGCUAAACUCGACCCAAACGCAGCUCAAAGUCACUUUAGAGCCAUUAGAAAGUGGAGGGCCAAACAUGCGAAUGUGUCGCCCAGAGAUGGUGCCUUCCUGCUCUUCUCUCAAAAGAAACUGGGACAGAUAAUGGCUGAGAGUGAAGGACUGUCGGGAGAGUCGGUCAACGGUAGAGAUAAUGCUACUCUACAGCUGCUGGAUUUGUGGAGAACUCUGAACGACAGCAAGCGUGCUAAGUAUCUGAAGAAGACGUCACGCUGUCCAGAUCCGUGCCUGGCAGUUAACCGUCCCGACAUCAGUUUUGGUUCCGUGUCUGAAACGUUCGACUCUGUAACUGAAACCUACCUGAGUCAGUACAACAUCAAGCAGGAAACGUACACUGCGGCUGAACUGCUUGACCCGGAAAGAUUAAGGCAGCUGUUGCAGCUGAAGUGGCAGAGGGCGCUGUGCGAACCAGGAGAAGCCGUUGGGUUACUAGCUGCUCAGAGCAUCGGCGAACCCUCCACUCAGAUGACCCUCAACACCUUUCACUUUGCCGGCAGAGGAGAAAUGAACGUCACCCUGGGAAUUCCCAGGUUGCGAGAAAUCCUCAUGAUUGCCAGUUCCAACAUCAAGACCCCCAUGAUGAGCAUUCCUGUAUUAAGCAGCAAAAAAGCCGUGAAGCGAGCGAAGACGCUGCAGAAGAAGCUUUCCCGCGUGUGUCUGUCUGAGGUGUUACGCAAGGUGGACGUGGUGGAGACACUCCGGGUGGAGGCCAAAGGCCAGAAGAAGCGCAUAUUCACCAUCAUGUUCCAGUUCCUUCCUCCAGAGUGCUACCAGCAGGAUAAGUUACUCGCACCCCAGCGCAUCGUCCGCUUCAUGGAGGACCGGUUCUUCCAGUUGCUGCUUGAGGCCAUCAAGAAACUGAGCGCCAAGCUGGCGUCUAUAAAUGCAGUGGACACUCGCAAGGCCACUUCGAAGGACAACGACCAGGAGGAAGGUUCCUCCAACAGACAGGCAGACGAGGGUGAAGACGAGAGCCAGGUAGUGGAUGACGAGGCGGACGAAGGGGAUGCAGACGCCUCUGAUGCCAAGAGAAAGGAGAAGCAAGAAGAGGAGGUUGACUAUGAGAGUGACGAGGGAGAAGAAAGCGGAUAUGAGGAACAAGAGGAGGGGACUGAGGAAGCAGAGAAGGAACUGGGAUCACAGGGGCCGUCUGAGGAGAGCCCUGGAUCCAGUCAAACCUCCAAAUCUGAGACCGAAGACACACAGGACUCGAUGAGGGUCAACAAAGUUCUUCAGAUCAGUUCCAGCAUCGAGGGCUACAAAUAUGACGCCCAGAACGGCCUGUGGUGUGAGGUGACUCUGGUGCUACCGGUCAGCAAAGUGCACUUUGACCUCACCUCGCUUGUGGUGGCUCAGGCCCAGAACGCGGUGAUCAUGGAGACCAAAGGCAUCACGCGCUGCUUACUCAAUGAAGUGACCAACAAGCAGGGCAUCAAGGAGCUCGUCCUGAACACAGAGGGCAUCAACAUGCAGGAGAUGUUUAAGCAUGGAGAUAUUCUCAGCUUGAAUCGUCUGUAUUCUAACGAGAUCCACGCCAUGGCCAACACAUACGGUAUCGAAGUGGCUUUGAGGGUCAUUGAGAAAGAGAUUAAAGAUGUGUUCGCUGUUUAUGGUAUCGAGGUCGACCCCCGGCAUCUCUCUCUCGUGGCGGACUACAUGUGCUUUGAGGGCGUGUACAAGCCCCUUAACCGAUUUGGAAUUCAGUCCAACAGCUCCCCUCUGCAACAGAUGACCUUUGAGACCAGCUAUAAGUUUUUGAAACAGGCCACUAUGCUGGGCUUGAAUGAUAAGUUGAAUUCACCGUCAGCUUGCUUGGUGGUGGGAAAGGUUGUAAAAGGAGGAACUGGACUGUUUGAUCUGAAGCAGCCCUUACAGUGAUAAUGGAAGACGACUAGACCUGCCUGCACAUAUCUCUGUUUUAAACAGGAAAAUACAAAAAUAUUUGGUGUUUAUCUGUUGUGCUUUAAUCUUUAAUAAAUAUUUUAAUAACAAA
Trichomycterus rosablanca is the source of this 5264-nucleotide messenger RNA. RefSeq names its product RNA polymerase I subunit A (gene polr1a). Gene Ontology annotation, cellular component: RNA polymerase I complex. The transcript has 34 exons. Gene Ontology annotation, molecular function: DNA binding. Bases 74 to 5149 code for a protein of 1691 amino acids. Gene Ontology annotation, biological process: DNA-templated transcription. NCBI's taxonomy places the organism in Eukaryota, Metazoa, Chordata, Actinopteri, Siluriformes, Trichomycteridae. The record is from RefSeq and is a predicted model, not a curated record.